GCGGCAGCGGCGGCUGGAGCCUCUGAUUGGGUUUCGGGGUCCGGUACUGGAGCCAAUCAGCGCGGGCAGCGAACCGGGGGAGCGAGGCACGGUGAGUGUGAGGAGCCAAUAUCCAGCGGCCCAGAGCCGGCCCCAGCGCCCCGAUUGGCGGGUCUCGCUGACCACUCAGAAGAGGCCCAGGCGCCGGUCGAGCCCGGGGAGUCGAGCUGAGCCUGGCCGAGCCAGGUGGCCGACGGCCCCGGUCCAGUGCCUGCGAGUACCUCGGGGCACUCCCGGUCAAGGCCUGCAGGGGGCCGCCCCGCGCGGGGAUGGCAGUCCCAGGAGCAGGAACUUCGGGGUCCCGACCUUUGCAGCGUGCCAGUACCAGUUGGGGAUGCGUCCUCACUCCCCCGACGCUUAGGCUUGGGUUCUCAGGCCCUAGGCCUUGGGUUGGGCUACCCUGCCACGAAUGUGCCUACGCUCUGGAGUGUACCUUGCAGUCUUCAAGGAUCUCCACAGCAGAGCUCACCGUGGAAGAGAUUCUAACUUGGAGGAACCAUGGAGCAGUAUACAGCAAACAGUAAUAGUUCAACAGAGCAGAUUGUUGUGCAGGCUGGACAGAUUCAGCAGCAGCAGCAGGGUGGUGUCACUGCUGUCCAGUUGCAGACUGAGGCCCAGGUGGCAUCUGCCUCAGGCCAGCAAGUCCAGACCCUCCAGGUAGUCCAGGGGCAGCCAUUAAUGGUGCAAGUCAGUGGAGGCCAGUUAAUCACAUCAACUGGCCAACCCAUCAUGGUCCAGGCUGUCCCUGGUGGGCAAGGUCAAACCAUCAUGCAAGUACCUGUAUCUGGGACACAGGGUUUACAGCAGAUACAGUUAGUCCCACCCGGACAGAUCCAGAUCCAGGGUGGACAGGCUGUGCAGGUGCAGGGUCAGCAGGGCCAGACCCAGCAGAUCAUCAUCCAACAGCCCCAGACAGCUGUCACUGCUGGCCAGACCCAGACGCAGCAGCAGAUUGCUGUCCAGGGGCAACAAGUGGCACAGACUGCCGAAGGGCAGACCAUUGUCUAUCAGCCAGUUAAUGCAGACGGCACCAUUCUCCAGCAAGUUACAGUCCCUGUUUCAGGCAUGAUCACUAUCCCAGCCGCCAGUUUGGCAGGAGCACAGAUUGUUCAGACAGGAGCCAAUACCAACACAACCAGCAGUGGACAAGGGACUGUUACUGUGACCCUACCAGUGGCAGGCAAUGUGGUCAAUUCAGGAGGGAUGGUCAUGAUGGUGCCUGGGGCCGGCUCUGUGCCCGCUAUACAACGAAUCCCUCUACCUGGGGCUGAGAUGCUUGAAGAAGAGCCUCUCUAUGUGAAUGCCAAACAGUACCACCGUAUUCUCAAGAGAAGGCAAGCUCGGGCUAAACUAGAGGCAGAAGGGAAAAUUCCAAAGGAAAGAAGGAAAUACCUGCAUGAAUCUCGGCACCGUCACGCCAUGGCACGGAAGCGUGGUGAAGGUGGACGAUUUUUCUCUCCAAAGGAAAAGGAUAGUCCCCAUAUGCAGGAUCCAAACCAAGCAGAUGAAGAAGCAAUGACACAGAUCAUCCGGGUGUCCUAACCCCAGCCCACAUAAUGGAGCUGAUCAAGGUCGUGUUCCUUGCCACUAUUUCCCACUGUUCCAGGAAAUGGAUGAUCUCUUCCAAUGGGACACUCACGAUUGCAUUCUGCCCUUUUCUACAGGACAGAAACCACUUAGUUUUUAAUAAGUGGCUCAGGAUUAUAAUUCCAGCAAUGUCUGGCAAAUUGAAGUUGCAAGCCUUUGUCUCACCUUUUCAGUCAGGACCUAUUUCAGACUGUUGGUGACAUUGACAUUUCAUGGAUUAGGAUGAUGCAAGGGAUCCAUGCCAGCCCAGCAGAACCACACACAGCACUUGUGUUGACUGAUGAAGCCAGCCAUCGUCUCAGCAGGGGACAGCAGCCUUCUCAACCUAAACUGCAAUCGGGGAAGCCACAGCCAACUCCUUCCCGUAGGAAUUUGGUUAGAUAGCAUCCAUCCAUCUGGUGGGGGAUCUCAGUAUGACUAACCGAAUGGACACUUUGUAUUUAGAGAUGGCUUCCAGGCAAGGAAGUUCAUCUUGUGAUAUGGAAACAAUAAAUUCUCUGAGAUACAUUGAUCUAAUCUGUGGUAAUAAUAAGAAUCUCUUCUGCCAAGAGAGUAGGUUGGUAUUUUGGUCUCAGGCCAAGAAUAAGCUAACUCUAGGGAUAGAUUGAUAAAAGACUCAAAACACUAAAAAUAUAUAUUGCUGAAUGUCUUUUCGCUUUAGCAAGUUUUGGUCUGCUUGUCCUUCUGUUAAAAGGUCAUCUGGACCUUAGUUUUUGCUGUGGCUACAUUUAAGACAAAUUCAGAGGGUAUUGGACAUUGAAGCUGCCUUUUCUAAGUAGAGAACAAAACUGAGGACACUGAAGCUGAGGACAUUUGUAGUAACUCGUAAACAGAGAACCCAGAACUAGAGAUUCUCAAUCAUAGGCUUUGUGACAGGACAUGGGGAAAAGAGUGGUUUGUGUGUGUUUCAGCCUAGGAGAAGGAGACAGCAUAGUAUAUAUGCCCAUGUGUUGUCAUAUAAUGAUUCUCCAGUGGACACCUGGGGUGGAUCAUUAAGAUGAAAAGGAUAAUUUCUAUUCACACUAAAACAUUUCAAUAAGUACGGAAAGGGGAAAAUCUGAGACUUGGUCCUUGACAGUUUCCGGAAAUCACUGUUCAAUCAAACUGUCCUGGACAUAUUCCACAUUAUGUAUUAGAGUUUGUGGUAGAUUUGGCUUCACUCCCACAGUGAUUUGUGCUGGUCUCAGAGAACAAACAUUCUCAUUCUUCCAGUGGCAGCUGAUUCUUUGGUGCCGGUUUCCAUCUGUUUUCUUUCCUUUUUCUCCAUAGCCUUGUGCAGAAAGAUAUUCACACUGGCAUCUGCACUGGUGGGAUAAACUGCAGACUGGAAAUAGAAAUGCCUGCAGGGUAGGUGCUGAGCCAUGUUCCCAGAAUGGGUUGUGCCUCAGAAAUCUAUUUCUGCUCUUAUUGUUGAACCCUGGGAGAACUAAGAUAUUUCAGAAGAGUUGCUGCCUUCUCUGGAAUAAAGAAGAAAAGUAAACUCAAUUCUGAAGAUAACUUGGGGUUAAUUUAAAAUACCAGGAGUAAAACCUGGAUCUUCUUUGACUUCAUUCUAAUUGUAUUAAGAGGGAAAAGAAAUUAAACCGUCUUUAAAAAAUGUCACAACAGGAGAUUCUUGUAAUGGUAGAAAUAGAGGUACAGAGCUAUGCAAAUGAAGUAGGAAGUGAAAUAUCUUCCUAGUCACUAGAAUCUAAUAAUCUGUCCUGGCUUUCAGAUGUCAGGAGGAAACUUCUGGCUCUUUACCUGAGUUUCAAAUAGUAACUUUAAACCCCAGGGUUUUCAGAUGAUAGAUUACUAAGAACAGUGAAGAAUUGUAUCCAUUGGUUAGUUUAGGAGUCUUUCAAAUGGAGAGUUCAAAAAGAAUUUCUCAGACCUAACAAGUGCUCAAGCCACAAACAAUUCUAAAAUGCUAUUUAUUUGUGUCUAUGAGUUUGUACAUAGUAAUACCAGCCUCAUAUUGUUGCUAAUAUUUUGGAGUGGUUUUGUGUGUGUGUGAGUUUGAGUUUUAUUUUGUUUGAAAUGCAAUGCUUUGGUUGUAAUUUUGUCAUUGCAUUUCAGAUAGCUGAUGACCCUUAAGCGGUUAUCUUAGCACACCUUAAUAGCCCACAAAGUGGGGAGUUUGAAGUUUGGGUUUUUUCAUUUGUUACUAGAAGUUCUUUUACUCCUUGUGACUCUAGUGAUGGUAAAUGCAGAAAGAGUGAAUGGAUGAAUGAUAAUUGGUUUAUUACCACUUCUUGAGUUUGGUUUGUUUUUUUGUUUUUUCAUGAUAAUUGUAAAUGUAUAUAUUUUUAAUUGCACUGGUACAUUGAAAUGUCAGUGUCUAUACCACUGGACCAAAAGCAUUUUCUGGCUAUUGGAUACCUGAUAAUAAUGUCUUGAUUUUCCUUUGGGACUCAACUAUGUAGAUUUUUCCCCCAGCAGUAGGGGAGUUAGUACAGAUGAUUAAUCACUGAUGUCAAUACAAUUGUUAUUUUUUAAAAUAAAUUUAUAAAAAUACCAAAAUUAAAAGUGACUGAAUUUU
This is a messenger RNA of Choloepus didactylus (southern two-toed sloth), 4147 nucleotides long. RefSeq names its product nuclear transcription factor Y subunit alpha (gene NFYA). Gene Ontology annotation, biological process: regulation of transcription by RNA polymerase II. The transcript has 10 exons. Lineage: Eukaryota; Metazoa; Chordata; Mammalia; Pilosa; Megalonychidae. Gene Ontology annotation, cellular component: CCAAT-binding factor complex. Gene Ontology annotation, molecular function: RNA polymerase II cis-regulatory region sequence-specific DNA binding; DNA-binding transcription factor activity, RNA polymerase II-specific. Bases 538 to 1581 code for a protein of 347 amino acids. The record is from RefSeq and is a predicted model, not a curated record.